AUGGCAACAAUUUUGAGAGAGAGUAGAAUUGCUAAAGCGAUGUAUGAUAGAACUGUGGUUUAUGAAUCACAUGUUAGAAAAUUUUGGGAUACAACAAGGUAUGAUGAAACAGAUAAGAUAAUUCUUGCUGUAUUAAGAAAGAAGGAUAAAGAUGGAAAAGAUAUAGAUGUUGAGGUUGAAGUUAGUGUUGCUGAUGUGAGAAGGGUUCUUGAUCUACAAGAUUCUGAUGAUGAUCCAACGAUCAUGUCAGAACGUCUUGUAAAAGGUUUGUGGUGCAGAAUGGGUUUCACAGGGCACAUAAAUGGAAAGAUGUACAAAAGAUGCUUCUCCAAAGCGUAUCAGUACUUAAUGCAUUGUAUGAUACACUCAAUGGGUCAUAGAAAGGGUGCAUAUGAUGAGGUUGCUGAUUACAUCAUGAAUAUGAUAGCAAGCUUGGUGUUGAACAGAAGGUACAACAUUUCUCAAGACUUUGAGUAUGUGAUGGAGACGAUCAGUGUAAAUAAGGUCACAAUUGGAAGAAUUACAAAAGAUAAGGAUGUGAAAACCAAGCAGAUGAUUUGCAGAAUAAAAGAUAAAAAAUAUGUUGCUCCUGAAAACGAUAAGUGGAGGCAUGACAACAGGGAUUCAGACAAUGAAGACUCAAAGAUGAAUGAGAUGGUUGAGAAAAAGACUAGGUGGUGGUUCGUUAGAGAUGGAAAAAGAAAAAGGACACCUAAGUCAUCCCCUGCGGUUGUUAUUCCUAAAGAUGGAGAAAAGGGUAUAGUGAAAGGGGGAGCAUUAAGACAAUUAGAUCACAUAUGGGUCUUCUGGAGAGCCAUAGCAGAGAACGAAGAGGUUGCAGCACAACAAGCUCAAGGAACAAGUGCUCAUGCUGAAAAGGCUACAAGGGUUGAAUCAGAAACAGAAGCUCAAAGUGAUGGAGAUUCUGAAGCCACUCAAUCUGAGUCUGAAUUGAUUCCUGAAACUCUUGGAAGAGGAAAAGCUCAAUUGAAGAAAAGACCUUCAAAGAAACAAAGGGGAUCAGAUGAAGAAGAUUCUCCUUAUGAUCCUGAAAAGUCAAAGAAGAAAAGAAAGAAACGAAAGGCAGCUCCAGUUGGUGUAAUUCCCAGAAAUGUCAGAUCAAAGAAAUCGGGAGCUGAGUCACAAAAGGAUAAAGAAGGAAAGGCAGUUCAACAUGUUCAGAAAGAAAAGUCGCCAAGUGUUGAUGUUCCAAAAGAACCAGAGGCGAAAACAAAAGAAGUUCCAGUUGUUGGAACAAAAGAGAGGACAGGUGAUGACGAUUAUGUCAAGAUCACAGGCUUCAAAGCUGCCAGUCCUAAAUCUGCUCAACAAGAUAUUCCUAGUUCAUCGCAUCAGAAAGAAGAAGAUUUCAACUUUGAUUUUGAUAAUAUUGGUCCUGCUACUGGUAUUUUCUCUGAAGAUCUUCCAGGAGAAAGUGAUAUGUUUAAUGAUAAAGCUGUCAAAGAGCUAAUUCAAAAGGUCAACAAGUUGGAGAAAGAAAAAGCCAAAGCAGAAUUGGAACGUGAUGUGCUGAGAAAACAAGUCGAAGAGUUGAUGAUAGCACAUGAUAAGAUAGUGGCAGCACUAGUAGAGAAAGAAGCAAGAAUGAACAAAAUGAAGGAUGAUGUCGAAGAUGAUUCUAAGAUGGUUGAGUUGUUGUCACUCGAGAUAUCUACCUUGAAUGUCAAGAUAAAGAAUCUGGAAGAGGUGAAUCAGUCACUCAAUCAACUUCUUAGUGAAAUGAGUGAAGCUUCUUCGAACGAGAUGAAGGCUAUGAAGUUGGAAAUGGAAGCUAUGAAAGAUGACAAAGUGAUGAAAGAUCAACAACUUCAGAUGCUGGUUGCUGUAGUUGAAAGCCAUCUAAAGAUGAAUAUUCAUGCUGCAUUCGAUGAGAUUGAUGUGAUAAAGGAAAAUGAAAGAAGAAUGGAGCGAGAACGUCGUGUAGCUGAAGAAGCAAACCAAAAGAACAAAGGUGUGGUUAAAGAAGUUGAAAUAGUUGAUGGAUCUUCGAGUCAACUUGAUGCUGGUGGUUCUUCUUCACAACAAGAUGUUGAGAUGGUUGUAGCUGAAGAAUCUCACGAACCAGAAUUUUUAAUUGUUGGUGAGCCUAUCGAGUCUCUUAAUGUUGAAGAUAUUUUUCGGAGAGUUGAAGUUAUUCAGAGGAAAAGAAAGGCCAGGGAAGUUCUACAACUUGAGUGGAAAACUGAUAAAUUUGUAUUGGUCGGUGAUGCUUACACUGUACCAUACAAUGCAAAAGAAGUGGCCAAGUUGUUAAAAUUUCUUGAUUUAAAAGAAAAGGGAAAGAGAGCUCGUGGUGAGUUUGUGGAAGAAGAUUCAGACAUAGAAAUGUUUGGAGUUGAAGAUGAAGAGGAUGAAGAUGAAGAAGAUGAAGAUAAAUCAGAUGACAAAGAUGAUGAUAAGUCUGAUAAAGAUGAUAAUGACAAUGAUCAGGGUGCUUCUGGAUUGUUAAUCAGAGAUCCAACUGAGGAUGAAGUUCAGAAUGAAGCAUCAUCAUCUGGAAAGCAACCUGUUGAUCAGGUACUUCUCUCAAAUCCUACCAUCUUUUAUUUAAAUGUUCAACAACAAGGAGAGGUAGAGAUUUCAAUAACAAGGGAUGAAAUGCUUGAGGAAUUAGGGUUAGAAGAUGGAAAGUUCAAGUUCGACAUCGAAAAUGAAAUUCCUCAGUCCCCUGCAAAGGAUUUUGAGCCCAGAUACCCCCAUGAAGCUGAUCAUUAUGAUGAUGUAAUUGUUGAAAGUGCUUUUGAUUCAGAGGAAGAUAGAUAUGAUUUUCAUUAUGAAGGGGUAGAUGCAGCAUUAACAUCGCUUGCAGAGUUAUUUAAAGAGAAAAAUAAAGAUGAGGUUAGGAGAAAGAUUGUAGAAAAGAUUUCAACUGAAGAUAUUCCUGAACCAGUUCCAAGAGAGAUUCCUGCAGAAGAAAGAAAGAAAUGGUUCAAGAACAUGCCGAAGGAAAGAAAAACUCUCAGGGCGCUUCAAUUUUUCACACAUAACAAAGAUCUUUCUUGGGGAGACAUCCUGUCUUGGGGAUACUAA
Messenger RNA from Helianthus annuus (common sunflower), 3051 nucleotides. Its product is annotated as FK506-binding protein 5-like. Lineage: Eukaryota; Viridiplantae; Streptophyta; Magnoliopsida; Asterales; Asteraceae. The transcript has 5 exons. The record is from RefSeq and is a predicted model, not a curated record. The coding region runs from base 1 to 3051 and encodes 1016 amino acids.